This is a messenger RNA of Striga asiatica, 1764 nucleotides long. The record is from the annotation of a GenBank genome assembly. Lineage: Eukaryota; Viridiplantae; Streptophyta; Magnoliopsida; Lamiales; Orobanchaceae.
UCUCUCUCUCUCUCUCUCUCUCUUGUUUUUCACUUGCUUCGAAGAAAAAACAGAAAAUUUAUGAAGCCCAGCUCAUAUUUUUUACCCUGUGACUGUUGAUUACAGUAAUCUUGAAAUUAUAAACAAAAAGAUCCCACCUUUAUUCCACCAAAUUCUUUCACUAGAACACGGGCAUCUCUCUUUUUCUCUUUACAAUUCGUUUACACGCAUAUAUACAUACAGUUCCGCGUCUAUCACACCAGAAAAGCCGCAAGGAAGAUAAACAAAAAAGCUAUAUUCAUUUGUUGGAGUGAGAUCUAAGAAAAACCUUACUCGGCGACAGAAUAUUUGUUGCCACAGGUGAAGGGAUCAUUAAUCUCCCCAUUACUUUAUACCCCACUUCUCAAAAUUCUUGCAUUUUUUUUUUUACCCAAAGAUUCGAUUUUUAUGAAGAGCUUCUUAGAUUUCUCGAAAAUGGGUUCCAUGAACAUGGAGAGAAAAUGGCUCUUCCCUCUCAUCCUAACUUCAUUCUUCUGCAUUUUACUCCUCGCAACAUCCUUAAACACGGGCCUCGUUUCUUCUGCCAACACUAUCACCUCCAUAUUUUCUUUAUUCCAUUCUAGCCCCUCUUCCAAUCAAACCAAGCCCCAUUUUGCCGAGGAUAAAGUAACUCGACCCCCACCCCCUUCCCGCUCGCCCGUCCCAAAAUUCGCAUAUCUCGUUUCGGGGUCAAAAGGCGAUUUGGAAAAACUAUGGAGGACCCUACAUGCAAUUUAUCACCCAUGGAAUUAUUACGUUGUCCAUCUAGACCUCGAGUCGCCAGCCGAUGAGAGGUUGGAGCUCGCGUCCCGUGUGGAAAAUCAUCCACUUUUCUCGAAAAUCGGGAAUGUGUACAUGAACAAGAAGGCGAAUAUGGUUACUUAUACGGGGCCCACGAUGGUCGCGAAUACCCUCCACGCGUGCGCCAUUCUUUUGAAGAGGCAUAAGGAUUGGGAUUGGUUUAUUAACCUUAGCGCCUCGGAUUAUCCUUUGGUGACUCAAGAUGAUCUUCUGUCUGUAUUUUCGGGGUUGAAGCGGGAUUCCAAUUUUAUCGAGCACACGAGUCAGUUAGGGUGGAAAGCGGGUGAAAGGGCAAUGCCAUUGAUGAUAGAUCCCGGGCUUUACCAAACGACCAAAUCUAACAUUAUCUGGGUCACGCCCAACAGAAAUUUACCAACAGCGUUCAAAUUAUUUACAGGCUCUGCUUGGAUGAUCCUUUCUCGCUCGUUCGUUGACUACUGCAUUUCUGGUUGGGACAAUCUCCCACGAACCCUUCUCAUGUACUACUCAAACUUCGUCUCGUCUCCCGAGGGCUACUUCCAAACCGCCAUCUGUAAUUCUCCCGAGUUUAUCCCAACUGUACUCAAUCACGACAUGCACUACAUCACGUGGGACACGCCUCCCAAACAGCACCCACACAUUCUCUCUCUAAACGACACGCAAGCAAUGGUCUCGAGUGGGGCAGCCUUUGCGCGUAAAUUCAGAAAAGACGAUCCUGUCCUCGACUGGAUCGACCGCGAGCUGCUCGGGAGGAAAAACGGGUCUUUCGUGCCAGGUGGAUGGUGUGCUGGCGGCAAGCCACGAUGCUCGAAGGUUGGGAAGGACUUGACAAAGCUGAAGCCGGGACCCGGGGCUGGGAGGCUCGGGAGGCUCGUGGAUAGGGUCGUGGGGUCCGCAAAAGUCAAGGGACAGCAGUGUGGUUAAGGAGAAAAGAAAAAAGAGAAAAAAAUAAAGAAAGAAAGAAAG